AUGGCGUCUCUGAUCGACGAACUGUCGGGGCGGUUCCCCUUGACGGCGCCAAUCCCCACUCCCGCCACCCACCCUCAGCUCAUCCGCACCGAGGACCUCGCGACCGAGGAGGACCUCCUGCACAACCCCGAGAACUUGCGUCAGUGGCUUCAACAUAUCAACCACAUCAAGAGCCGCAUCUCGUCUGCGCUCCCGCCGCGCAACCACGACCCGUCUCCGGAAGAGAAGAUUCUCGGUCCUCUUGCUUCCCAGGUUGCCCGCGAUGGUCUGCAAGAGCUUACCAUGGUCUACGAGCGGGCUCUCGCCGUGUUCCCCACGUCGUACAAGCUUUGGAAGUCCUACAUCCUCACCCGACAGAGCUUUGUUCUUGGUGACCUCACGGAGGAUGCCAAGGCUGCGCGUGCGAAGCAGGCGAAGCGUGGAGCGGCCUACAAGACGAACGUCAAGGAGAACCUCGACGAUGCGGAGGACUGCAACGAGUGGGAGAGGAGUCUGGAUGGUGUUGUCGGCUACGAGGAGUGGCGCUCUCUGUUCGCUACGGGAGAGCGCAUGCUGUCGUGGCUUUCGCAUCUUCCUGUCCCGUGGAUGCUCCACCUGUCCAUGGUGCUUCACCCCAACUGCCCGCCGACAUUCAAGCGAACAUAUGCCAGGCGGACAUUCGACCGCGCCCUCCGAACACUUCCCCCGUCACUCCACGGCCGAAUCUGGGGUCUCUACCUGUACUGGGCUGAGCAGAUCGGCGGCGAAGCGGGAGAGCGUGUCUGGCGCCGAUUCCUCAAGGUCGACUCGAGCCUCACCGAGCGUCACAUCGCAUAUCUUCUCGAGUCUGAGCCUCCCCGACCUCUUGCUGCGGCGAAGUACCUGCUGUCGAUCGCGCGCCGAGCACAGCACAACUUGUACUCGUCGCUCGAGGGCAAGUCGCCGUACCAGCUCUUCAUCGACUUCCUGGAGCUCGUUGAGAAGUACGCCGAUGAGGUGGGCAUGGAUGAGGAGCAGACGCUGGAACUGCAGGCGACGCAGAAGGCGGUGGAGGGAGCCAUCGAAAACGCCGACGGCGAGGCUUCGGCUGCACCAGGAGAUGAGCCGGCUAGCAUUGAGGGACGGUUGAUGAGGAUCGCUGGACCGCCAGUACCCGCGCACCCGCAAGCCCGACUCGUCAAGCCGCCGACUGCCAUUGGAGGCGGCUCUGGAACAGCAGAGUCCGAGCUGCCAUAUGACGAGGAUACCGACCCGGCAAACCCGCGACCACUCGAUGUCGAGGGUGUUGUGAAGCGGGACGGACUCGAGGUCUACCGGGAUCAGGCCGGACGCCUGUGGACUGGAUUGGCGACGUACUGGAUCCGACGAGGAGAGCUCGACCGCGCAACGCAGACGUUCGAAGAUGGCCUGAAGGAGGUCGUCACUGUGCGCGAUUUCACGCAGAUCUUUGACGCCUACGCCGAGUUCUCCGAGACGAUGGUGUCGACGCUGAUGGACGCGCUCGCCGACGAGGAGAACUUGGAAGACGAGGACUUUGACGCCGAGGAGACUGAGGCUGAACUCGACGAGCGGAUGAAGGCGUUUGAGAAGCUGAUGGACCGCCGACCAUUCCUGGUCAACGACGUACUCCUCCGACGAAACCCGAACGACGUGGUGGAGUGGGAGAAGCGUGUUGCACUGCAUGGCGACGACGACGAGGCCGUUGUCGAGACCUACCUCAAGGCCAUCGACACGAUCAACCCGCGCAAGGCGAGCGGACCGCUGUACCCACUCUUUGUCAACUUUGCCAAGUUUUACGAGGAGGGUGGCUCCGUCGGGCCGGACGGCGAGCACAGGAACGAGCCGGACCUUGAGGAGGCGCGCAAGAUCAUGGAGCGUGCGACCAAGGUGCCGUUCAAGGCCGUCGACGAGCUCGCCGAGGUGUGGUGCGAGUGGGCCGAGAUGGAGCUGCGGAACGAAAAUUACGACGAGGCGAUUCGUGUCCUGCAGCGUGCCACGACGGUGCCGAAGAACACCAAGGUCAGCUACUACAACGACAACCUGCCGCCGCAAUCGCGUCUGUUCAAAUCGCUGAAGCUGUGGUCGUUCUACUCGGACCUCGAGGAGUCGAUCGGCACUGUCGAGUCGACCAAGGCGGUGUACGACAAGAUCAUGGAGCUCAAGAUUGCGAACGCGCAAGUCAUUGUCAACUACGCCAUGUUCCUCGAGGAGAACAAGUACUUUGAGGAGUCGUUCAAGGUGUACGAGCGCGGCAUCGAAUUGUUCAACUUCCCGAUCGCGUUCGAGCUGUGGAACAUCUACCUGUCCAAGUUUGUGAAGCGGUACGGCGGCUCCAAGCUGGAGCGCACGCGCGACCUGUUCGAGCAGGCGCUGGAGAACUGCCCGACCAAGUUCUGCAAGCCGCUGUUCCUCAUGUACGCGAAGCUGGAGGAGGAGCACGGCCUCUCGAAGCGGGCGAUGGGGAUCUACGACCGCGCCGCGUCGACGGUGCAGGACAGCGACAAGUUCGAGAUGUACACGAUCUACAUUGCCAAGGCGACUGCGACGUUUGGUCUCCCCGCAACACGACCGAUCUACGAGCGCGCCAUCGAGACGCUACCCGACAAGGAGACGGCGGUCAUGUGCUGCCGGUUCGCGCAGAUGGAGCGCAAGCUGGGCGAGAUCGACCGCGCGCGCGCGCUCUACGCGCACGCGAGCCAGUUCUGCGACCCGCGCACGUCCAAGGACUUUUGGAAGGAGUGGAACCAGUUCGAGAUCGACACGGGCUCAGAGGACACGUUCCGCGAGAUGCUCAGGAUUCGCCGCGGCGUACAGGCCAGCUUCAACACGGACGACUCGUAUGUUGCGGCCAGCGCGCGGCUCGCCGAGGCAGGCGAGAAGACGGAGAGUCCCAGCAUUCACGAGGCGGCCGAUCCCAUGGCGGCCGUCGAGCGCGAGGCGACAGGAGGCGUCGGCGGCGCACCCGCCUUUGUCGCCAGUACGCUCAAGCCGCUCAAGGAGAGCGUCGAUGUCGAGGUCGAGACGGCCGACGCGAACGCGAAUCCGGACGCGAUCGAUAUCGCCGAUGACGAAUUCUAG
This is a messenger RNA of Trichosporon asahii var. asahii CBS 2479, 3057 nucleotides long. Its product is annotated as spliceosome complex protein. NCBI's taxonomy places the organism in Eukaryota, Fungi, Basidiomycota, Tremellomycetes, Trichosporonales, Trichosporonaceae. Gene Ontology annotation, biological process: mRNA splicing, via spliceosome; generation of catalytic spliceosome for first transesterification step. The record is from RefSeq and is a predicted model, not a curated record. The transcript has a single exon. Gene Ontology annotation, molecular function: protein binding. The coding region runs from base 1 to 3057 and encodes 1018 amino acids. Gene Ontology annotation, cellular component: post-mRNA release spliceosomal complex; Prp19 complex; U2-type catalytic step 2 spliceosome.